ACUGGCCAGGGCCCACAGCCGGGAGCCAGGAAAUGUCUACUAGCACGAGUAGCGCUGCCCAGCGUGGCACUGGCUCAGCCUCCUUAUCCAAGGCUGCUUCCCCGGGAUGUAGAGAAGACACGGUUCAAUGUGUAGACCUUCUUCCUCUCCAGCGUCUCCAGCCUCCAACCCCAGGACAUCACUAGCGCAGGUGAAAACGAAAGCCUGUCUCAGCGGCCAUAACUCUGCCAGCAGCACCUCAAAGCCAUUCAAAACGCCCAAAGACAAUCUACUUACCUCCAGCAGCAGACAGCACACAGUCUUUUCUGCAAAAGGAUCAAGGGAUAAACCAUGCGUUCCGGUUCCUGUAGUCAGUUUAGAGAAAAUUCCUAACCUAGUGAAGGCAGAUGGUGCCAAUGUCAAAAUGAACUCUACAACCACUACUGCAGUCACCUCCUCCUCCACCUCCUCCUCUGCCGUCUCCACCCCUCCUUUAAUUAAGCCCAUCUUGAUGUCCAAGUCAGUGCCACCUUCACCAGAGAAAAUCCUAAAUGGCAAAGGAAUUCUGUCAGCCACAAUAGACAAGAAACACCAAAAUGGCACCAAAAACAGCAACAAGCCUUACCGGAGACUUUCAGAGAGAGAAUUUGACCCAAAUAAACACUGUGGAGUAUUGGAUCCCGAGACAAAGAAACCUUGCACAAGAUCCCUCACCUGCAAGACACACUCGCUAAGCCAUCGGAGGGCAGUCCCGGGCCGGAAAAAGCAAUUUGACCUCCUCCUGGCGGAACACAAAGCCAAGUCCCGGGAGAAAGAAGUUAAAGAGCACCUCCUGACUUCCACAAGGGAAAUACUUCCAAAUCCACCUGGGCCAGGGCAGGAGUCUCUGCUGGGAUCUUCAGGGAGCUCGGGGCCAGAACCAAAAGUUGCAUCCCCUGCAAAAUCCAGGCCACCUAACUCUGUACUUCCCAGACCAUCAUCUGCAAAUAGCAUAAGUAGCAGUGCGUCUUCAAAUCACAGCGGCUACGCGCCAGAGCCCCCUCUGCCCCCGGUUGGAGGUGACCUCACCAGCCGACUGUCCAGUGAUGAAGGGGAGAUGGACGGAGGCGAAGAAUCUGAGAGGUUGGACUGUCAGUUCUCCGUGCACCAUCCCAGACCUCUUGCGUUUUGCUCAUUCGGGAGUCGCCUCAUGGGACGAGGGUACUAUGUGUUUGAUAGAAGAUGGGAUCGUUUUCGAUUCGCACUAAACUCCAUGGUAGAGAAACACUUGAAUUCACAGAUGUGGAAGAAGAUCCCUCCUGCGGCAGAUAGCCCCAUGCCCUCGCCAGCAGCCCACAUCACCACCCCUGUUCCAGCAUCCGUUUUGCAGCCUUUCAGCAACCCCGGUGCUGUGUAUCUUCCUUCAGCUCCCAUCAGCUCGAGACUCACCUCUUCUUACAUAAUGACAUCAGCCAUGCUCUCAGACGCAGCUUUUGUGGCAUCGCCGGACCCGCGUGUCCUCAUGUCCCACACCACAGCUUUCCCCCAUGUGGCCGCAACCCUCAGCAUCAUGGACUCAACCUUCAAGGCCCCAUCUGCCGUGUCCCCGAUACCAGCCGUCAUCCCUUCCCCAUCCCACAAGCCAUCCAAAACCAAAACCAGCAAAUCCUCAAAAGUCAAAGACCUGUCCACCCGUAGCGACGAGUCUCCAAGUAACAAAAAGAGGAAGCCCCAGUCUUCGACUUCCUCCUCCUCCUCCUCUUCCUCCUCCUCCUCUUCUUCCUUGUCCCUGCCGCCUUCCCUCUCGUCUCCAUUGUCAGGGCCCCACAAAAAGAACUGUGUCCUGAAUGCCAGUUCCGCUCUGAACUCCUAUCAGGCGGCCCCUCCCUAUACCAGUCUGUCUGUGCACAACUCAAACAAUGGGGUGAGCCCACUCAGUGCCAAGCUGGAGCUCUCAGGACGGACCUCGCUGCCCGGCGGCCCCGCGGACAUAGUGAGACAGGUGGGCACGGUGGGCGGCAGCAGUGACUCCUGUCCCCUCUCUGUGCCCUCCCUUGCGCUCCACACAGGGGACCUCUCUCUGGCCUCACACAAUGCCGUGUCUUCUCUGCCCCUCUCUUUUGACAAAUCAGAAGGAAAAAAGCGUAAGAACUCGAGCACUAGUAGCAAAGCCUGUAAAAUCACUAAAAUGCCUGGUAUGAAUAGCGUUCACAAAAAGAACCCACCCGGCCUUCUUGCACCGGUGCCCGAGCCCGUUAACAGCACCUCCUCUCGGCAGGUUGGGAAAAAUAGCAGCCUAGCUUUGUCACAAUCCAGUCCUUCAAGCAUAUCCAGCCCAGGACACAGCCGACAGAAGAACACAAACAGAAUGGGCAGGAUAAGGACUCUUCCAUAACAAGACUAUGAAGCCACUUCCAAAACAAUUCCUGGUUGUGAUCCCACCCCAGGAGGCCAUGGCAGGAGGAGGAGGGAGGGGAGUGGGCCCUUGGGGAGUGUCUCUUCCCUAUGCCCUGCCUGUGGCUCUGGCCUUUCUUCUUCUUUUUUUUUUUAAAUGAUCAGUUUUUUUUUGUUGUUGUUGUUUUUGAAGAAACAGAAAAAGGCAAAAGAACGUGGAUUUGAAACUUUCAGAAAACAAUACCAGUGUUUUCUUUCCAUUUUUCAUUUGCCACAUUUAUACAUUCUUCCAAAUUUGGGGUCACUUCCCUCACUCCUGAUGCUGCUACCCCACCAUAAUUUUGCUCCUGCCCUGAGAGCAGACGUCGCAGAAUGUCAGUUCUGGGUUGGCGCCGUCUGAAGCUCUUGAACUUUAGCACAUGCAGAGCUCUUCUUCCUUGUUCUCUCCCACCGCAUCCCUCCCAUCCCCAACCUGCCACUCACAGGGCAGGAGGGGCCCACUGGCCAUCAGAAGUGGCUGGAUCCCACCAGUACCCCCUGGACAGCAUGCUGGUGAAGGGGUUUUGUUAGGGAGGAUCCUGAGAGGAAAGAGCCAGAGGGUAUGUGAGUGCCCUCAACAGAUUUCUGCAGCCCAGCAGGCAAAAUUGAGAACAUUGGCUGCUUAAUGACCUGGUUUACCAAUACCAGUGUCUAGCUGUACAGCUCAGAAAAGACAUACAGGAGAAGCAGAGGGGACCUGGAAGAGUGGUAGAAAGCAGAACCUGGCCAGUAGGAGACAAUGUCCCUUAAAAAAUGGUGGGGACCAAGUAACUGUGACGGUCUGAGCUUGUUAGGAAUCAAUUCUGCAGAAUCCCUUCCAGGGCACGGUGUGCAGGUUCCCAAAGUUGAGUGAGUCAGAGAUGGAGGAAUCCCAGGGGAAAGGCCACUGAACCAAAAAAGUCACUCCAUCAGGAAGCAUGGUGAUCUUCAGCUAAAGGUUCUCAAGUUGCCCUCUGGGGACAGGAAAGAUCCUCAAGGGGAAAGCCUCCAUGGAGGAUCAUGUAUCAAAUCCCUUGUGAAAAUAAAUACUAGCAUUGCCCACUCAUGCCCAGAGGGGAGCUUGCAUUGCCCACCUACACCCAGAAGUGAGCAUGCAUUCUGUUCUCAGAUGCCCCAACUCAGACAGCCACCCCUGAGAAGGAAUGGUAAGGAUGUGCCAUCGCUUAGUGAAGAGCCAUUUGGAAGAGCUGAAGAGAGACAUUGGAGCAUCGCAGCUAUGAAGUUUUUCACACUGGAGUUUUGAAAGAAACAGCAAUACCAUAAACUCUAAUAAGGAAUCAUCAUCAGGAACGGAAUUCCUAAUGUGAAAUAGGUGUUCUGUGCUAUUAAUUAAUCUGAUAAGUUUGCAUACAACAGAGAUGCUAGGAGGUUCUCUUUCAUCCUGAAAUCAGAAAUGCUAGUCUCGCGGCUGGGUGCAACCCCCAAUCCCAAGGUUUUCCUUUAUUUUCCCAUCCCCCAACCCAAAGAUCAGACUACUGUUAAGUUUCACCACACGAUUGGAAUCUGCAAAGGUGGGAGGCCAACGGAGUGAUCUGCAUUGAUGGAAUUGCACUGACAGUAUUUCUUAUAGGAUUACUAAAUUUUUUAAUAUAAAAAAAGAUUUUUUUAAAAAUCAGGAGUUGAUAUUAAGUACCAGGACAUUAGUUCAGAUUAUUUCAUUUUUAUUUCAACAGUGUUAAAAGUGCACUUAUAUGCUGGUUUAUUUGAGUCUUGGAAAAAAGAGACUGCAAAUUGAAGGGACGAUUGUUAACUUUUUCUUUUUAAAAAAAAAAAGGUUAAGGCAGAUUUUAAGACUUAUAAAUGUU
This is a messenger RNA of Marmota flaviventris (yellow-bellied marmot), 4196 nucleotides long. The record is from RefSeq and is a predicted model, not a curated record. Lineage: Eukaryota; Metazoa; Chordata; Mammalia; Rodentia; Sciuridae.